This is a messenger RNA of Rhodamnia argentea, 917 nucleotides long. RefSeq names its product E2F-associated phosphoprotein. Lineage: Eukaryota; Viridiplantae; Streptophyta; Magnoliopsida; Myrtales; Myrtaceae. The coding region runs from base 196 to 681 and encodes 161 amino acids. Gene Ontology annotation, biological process: positive regulation of cell population proliferation. The transcript is spliced from 3 exons. Gene Ontology annotation, cellular component: nucleus. The record is from RefSeq and is a predicted model, not a curated record.
CAUGCAUGCGUCACUCUUGCGGUCGGACAAAAUACCUUCUCCGUUCAAGCACAGCGAGUGACACAACCGUCAAGAACUUUCGCUCCACCGCCUCAGCCGAGCUACCGAACACAAGUUCGGGUCGACUGAUCACGUCUCUCCUCGUUCCCCGCGCAAAGCGAAACGGAGAGCCGUUUCGAAGGCGGAGAGAGAGAGAUGGAAGGAGAUGGCAAGGGGGACGCGGACAAGUCCCCCGCCUAUUCGCAGCAGACCGUUUCCGAGGACGAUGAAAUAGACUACUCUGUCAAACCUGAGUUUUAUGAUCCAGAUCUAGAUGAUAAAGAUGAGCUAUGGAUUGAGAAGAGGCGUAAAGGGCAUGGAACCGAUGCCGUGUUGAGCUGCCCUGCUUGUUUCACUACCCUCUGCCUGGAGUGUCAAAGGCAUGAGAAGUAUAUCACCCAAUACAGAGCAAUCUUUGUCAUGAAUUGUGAGGUUAUGAAAGAGAAGGCUCAGCCGCCAAGCAUCGCGCGCCCAAAAAGCCGGAAAAGAGGGAGAGGAUCUGCCACACCUGAUGCUUGCCCUGCCACUGCCAGCAGCGAAACCCUCAAGCACGUCUGCUGUUCCAUCUGCUCCACAGAGGUCGGCGUGAUGGACGAAGAGGAGAUCUAUCACUUCUACAAUGUUCUCCCUAGCGAGUCUUGACUUGCCCGAGUCUCAUCUCAUCUUCCAAUGCUGGCUUUGUGCACUCGUCUCUCAUGUCCUGGGAGUUUUGAAAGUUGAAGGUCAUUGAGCUUGUUGUGAUGCCAAGGUUUUUCAAUAGAAAAAAGGUCUUUUCAAGGGCAUAUGCAUAUGCUUUUGGAGCUGUACUUCUGUAAGCUAGGGGGAGCCUUUGCAUUUCAAUUGCAAUCUAAUCUAUCAAAUUUUGUCGGUUCCGAUGA